CCCUAGCAAGAGCUGAAGGUUCUAAAAACUCACAAAAAGCCAUUCGUGUUUAGGGUAUUUACUAGCACUUUCUCAAGGCAAGUAAGUAAUAAAUUACCCGUAGGAGGUACCUUCCCUGCUGAUUUCGGGUACUGUACCUACGGUUUAGGUCUAAGUCAAGUAAGUAACAAUUACCUGCCCCGCACCUAGCGUGGUUGCCGUCCUUGUUUCCACCUAAGAAGCGGCGCCUCACGCAGCCUUCGCGUUGAUUCUAAACUUCACCACUACCACCGCAAUCGCAUCACACUUUCCGUGCAUUCUUCUCUAAAUUUUCUCUUAUUUUCUUAUUUCUGCCUAAACUUUUCCUCCUCUACCAUCUAUUACUUCUACACAUAUCACGCUAAGAUUUACGAAUCUUUCAUCCACAGAAUUCUUCGUAGGAAGCUCGCGUUCUAGAACCACCCGUGUUGCCCCCCACCGACCUCGAUUUGUGAGUAUAUCCACUCUUCUACCAUGUCCGUUGUGCAAACCAUGAACCACCAAUCUAUGUUCACGGAAAUAUCUUACUGACACAUUUCGCCCUCUGGCGAUCACAAUAAAUAGUCAGCGAUCUAACGUCUCCCAACUACACAGAGGGUUCACUAAUCGAUCUCGAUACCUCUACACAUAAAACUCAAGCAAUACCAGCCUUCACGAUGUCCGGAGAGAACGACAGCGGAAGCCCAGGGGCUGAGCGACAGGAAGCACCCGCCGGCGGCGCUGAGCACUUGAACAUUAAGGUCACUGACAACAACAACGAGGUCUUCUUCAAAAUCAAGCGCUCCACCAAGCUCGAAAAACUAAUGACGGCGUUCUGUGAACGUCAAGGCAAGAGUGUCGAAGCAGUUCGCUUCUUGUUCGAGGGACAGCGGGUUCAGAAGAGUGAUACCCCGGAUUCGCUGGAAAUGGCGGAUGGCGACACUCUAGAAGUCCACCAAGAACAGGUUGGUGGUGCCUGCAGCCGCUGAUAUUACCCAGCUUUACCAACCAACGUAUCGACGUCGAAAUCGGCGUCAAGGAACUGAAAAAUGUAUUGGAGGGCAGGGCGUGCAGAACAAGUGGUAUAAGCUUGAAUGACGAAUCAGAUGAUGACGAUGGGAAACAACAUGGAAAAAUGAAU
Molecule: messenger RNA, 1138 nt
Organism: Hypoxylon trugodes
Lineage: Eukaryota; Fungi; Ascomycota; Sordariomycetes; Xylariales; Hypoxylaceae
Product: ubiquitin-like protein
Exons: 2
Coding region: 675-986 (103 amino acids)
Biological process (GO): protein sumoylation
Cellular component (GO): nucleus; septin ring
Molecular function (GO): ubiquitin-like protein ligase binding; protein tag activity
Source: RefSeq, a predicted model, not a curated record